GGGAAAUAAAAAUUGCAAUGUAAGCUAAAAGACAAAACUAUAGACGCAAAUACAUAAAACACAUACAAUGAAUAUAAACGAUAAAAUGGGAACUGAUUAAAAAAGACUCGAAAAAAACGAGGAUAAUGUCACACUGGUAUAGAAAACAUAAUCUAUAGUGUAGGAGUUACAAUUAUAUAACCGGUAUGCUAGUUUAUUUUUUUAUUUAUUUAUUUUUUCUUGAUUUGUGAACGGAAUCCGGUUAUUAUUGAUCACUCAUACCAAACACGAGUCUAAUUCACUUCCACUUACAUCAGGAUUGAUGGGGAUAAAUAACAUGUAGCCUACACGGUUCCGCUAGUAAACCCCAGCCACGUUUACAAUCAGAUCAAUUGACUGCGUCUCUACUCAACGAACCGAGAGCGAAAGGAAGGAAAACACUUGGGCGAUCAGCGUUUCGACAUGAAAAAUGACCUCAGCCUACCUGCUACAGACAGUGAAAGCAGCUGGGAAAUGUGAUACGGUGUUUAAAGGGUUCUCAGACUGUUUGCUCAGACUGGGAGAGAAUAUGGCAAACUACCCACAGGAGCUGGACGAUAAAGAGAAACUCCAGACGAUAUGCACAUAUUGGGAUGAGUUUCACGUCUGCGCUACCACCGCGCUUGCAGAUUGCCAAGAAGGAGCGACUGAUCUUUGGGAAAAACUGAAAAAGGACUCCAGAAACCUCGAAUUUCGGGGUAGUUUGUUUGAACUGUGUGGAGGGGGCACCGGAGCAGCAGAAUCUACUCAUCGUCACUGCUUCACCAUUAUUCUUAUAGCAAUCUCUGCUCUAGUGACAUGGCUCGCGUUCUAAAAAAAUAAAUAAAUAAAUAAAUAAAUAAAUAAAUAAAAAUACAUAUUAAUAGAUAACGACAGAAAACAUCCAGCAAUCAAAAUCACCGAAUCUACACCAUAAUGGAUUUAUAUGUUAAACUUCCAUAGUUGUGGGGGACGUGAUCGUGACAUUGAAAACCUCGAUUGUUUUGAAGUGUUGGAAACGUUUGAUCUUCUCCUUCUUGUGAUUUGUUUUCUUUGCCAAAUUUGUUACCAAACAAAGUCCUGAACAGCAGCCAAAAAAGGGGUCAGCUUUACCCCGUCGCUUCUACAAUAAAUCAGCGUGCACCACCUUUAAAUAAACUCAGGAAAGGCCUUGGUCAUUAAAACAAGCUGGGACAUUCACAAGAAAAAGAGGUAUUAAAAAGAAAA
Acipenser ruthenus (sterlet) is the source of this 1224-nucleotide messenger RNA. It is a transcript of the gene nrn1a, whose product is annotated as neuritin 1a. The record is from RefSeq and is a predicted model, not a curated record. Lineage: Eukaryota; Metazoa; Chordata; Actinopteri; Acipenseriformes; Acipenseridae. The transcript is spliced from 3 exons. Gene Ontology annotation, cellular component: plasma membrane. Bases 449 to 832 code for a protein of 127 amino acids. Gene Ontology annotation, biological process: neuron projection extension; nervous system development.